Molecule: messenger RNA, 380 nt
Organism: Pocillopora damicornis (cauliflower coral)
Lineage: Eukaryota; Metazoa; Cnidaria; Anthozoa; Scleractinia; Pocilloporidae
Product: urocanate hydratase
Biological process (GO): L-histidine catabolic process
Molecular function (GO): urocanate hydratase activity
Source: RefSeq, a predicted model, not a curated record
CUGGCAACUUGUAGUGCUUGUUAUGAUCUCUAGCAGCAAUGGAGUCUUUGAAGGACUUGUGCUGUAGUCUUCCAGUUGAUCCGCUCCCACCGCCGAGAGAACGUGACAAUUCUGUUCCCCAUGCGCCUGUUAGGACUGUAAAUCUUACUGCAGAUGAACGGAGGUUAGCACUGCAGAAUGCCUUGAGAUAUUUUCCACAUACAUGCCACUGUGUUCUUGCCCCAGAGUUUGCUGCAGAGUUGAGACAGUAUGGACACAUUUACAUGUAUCGGUUUAGACCUGACAUUCAAAUGAGGGCUUAUCCUAUUGAUGAAUAUCCAGCGAGGUCCAGACAAGCUGCUGCUAUUAUGCUGAUGAUAAUGAACAAUUUAGAUCCCAGA